Molecule: messenger RNA, 5703 nt
Organism: Pseudoliparis swirei
Lineage: Eukaryota; Metazoa; Chordata; Actinopteri; Perciformes; Liparidae
Gene: slc24a3
Product: solute carrier family 24 member 3
Exons: 17
Coding region: 31-2022 (663 amino acids)
Biological process (GO): calcium ion transmembrane transport; intracellular calcium ion homeostasis
Cellular component (GO): membrane
Molecular function (GO): calcium, potassium:sodium antiporter activity; calcium channel activity
Source: RefSeq, a predicted model, not a curated record
GCAGAAACGCUCGCCGAGAAGAAGAGCGCCAUGGCCCGCGUGGUGUUCGAAGGGAUGCCGGAGACGGCGGCCGGAGGAGGAGGAGGCGGAGGAGGAAGAGGAGGAGGAGGAAGAGGGAUGCUGAACCGACGGAGGAGCAAAGCCAGGCGGAGGAAGCGAAAGGAGUUGUUCGCCAUCCAGGUGUGCUUUGCGGGGGUGCUGCUGGGGCUCGUGGUGGGGCUCAAGUCUGUGGCACAGAAAGCAGGAUAUCACGUUUCCAGCUCCGCGGGUGAGGAAGAGGAGGGUGGGGAGCGGUGGGAGAGCCGCCAUCUCCUGCAGGAGGUCUACGCCAACGAGUCGAAGCUCUACCCCGAGCCCGCCAAGAACUGCACGGAACCAGCGAUCCACGAGUUCCCCCGAGAUUACUUCACCAACCAGGAGCGCGUGGACGGAGCCGUGGGCCUCCACGUCCUCUUUGCGGUCUACAUGUUCUACGCCCUGGCCUUGGUGUGCGACGACUAUUUCGUCCCCUGCCUGGAGAAGAUUUGCGAGCGCCUCCAACUGAGUGAGGACGUCGCAGGAGCAACUUUUAUGGCGGCGGGCAGUUCAGCUCCCGAGCUGUUCACCUCUAUGAUUGGAGUCUUCAUCACCAAAGGCGACGUGGGGGUGGGCACCAUCGUGGGCUCGGCCGUCUUCAACAUCCUCUGCAUCAUCGGAGUCUGUGGCAUCUUCGCCGUGAAGACGAUACACCUCACCCGCUGGCCUCUGAUCAGAGACUCUACGUACUACACCUUGUCCAUCUCUGCUCUCCUCGUGUUCAUAUAUGAUGAAAAAGUGGUUUGGUGGGAAGCUCUCACUUUGGUUCUGAUGUACGUCGUCUACAUUCUGCUGAUGAAGAUGAAUUCCCACGUCGUCCGUUACCUGGAGAGGAGGAAGAAGAAGAGCGCGCCCAGCCUGAGGAACGGGGCGGCCAACGGCGAGCCGGAGGAGGGCUGCGACGCCACCGCCGUGCUGCUGAAGAAAGCCAACCCCCCCAGGAAGCCCUCGGUGCUCAUGGUGGACGAGCUGCUCUCGGCGUUCCCUCACCAGCUCUCCUUCUCCGAGGCCGGCAUGAGGAUCAUGAUCACCAGCCACUUCUCCCCCAGGACGCGCCUCACCAUGGCCUCACGGAUGCUCAUCGCCGAGCGGCAGCGUCUCAUCAACGCGAGGACGUUCCCCAACGGAGACUCUGACGUCACGCUCAAAGGAGGAGGCCGGCAGAGCGGAGAGAACGGGAUGUCUGGGCCCGAGAGGGGCGGCGGCGGCGGCGUUCGCCGUGACGACCAGGAGGCGGGAAACGAGACGGAGAACAAGGACAACGAGAACAACGAGGAGGAGGAAGAGGAGGAGGAGGGUGGAGGAGGGGGACCCUUAGUGCCCUUCCAUUGCCCAGUGGGGGGGUGCAACAAGCUGAAGUGGCUCCUGUCGUGGCCCCUGUGCCUGCUGCUGUACUUCACGGUGCCCGACAGCUCCAAGCCGCGCUGGGACAACUUCUACAUGCUGUCCUUCUUCUGCUCCACCCUGUGGAUCGCCGGCUUCUCCUACAUCAUGGUCUGGAUGGUGACAGUGAUCGGCUUCACAUUCGGCAUCCCGGACGUCAUCAUGGGCAUCACCUUCCUGGCGGCCGGCACCAGCGUCCCCGACUGCAUGGCCAGCUUAAUAGUGGCACGGCAAGGAAUGGGCGACAUGGCCGUGUCCAAUUCCCUCGGCAGCAACGUGUUUGACAUCUUGGUGGGGCUCGGCCUCCCCUGGGCCCUGAAGACCCUCGCCAUCAGCUACGGCUCCGACAUCAAACUAAACAGCAAAGGACUGAUCUUCUCCGUGGGGCUCCUGCUGGCCUCCGUGUUCCUGACCGUCCUGGGAAUUCACCUCAACAAGUGGACGUUGGACAAGCGCUUUGGAUUCGCGUGUCUCCUCCUCUACUCCAUCUUCCUGUGUUUCUCCUGCCUCAUCGAGUACAACAUCUUCACCUUCGUCAACCUGCCGACCUGCCGGGACGACUGAGGCUCACACACACACACACACAUAUGUUGCACACAAUCAACACUACAAGCGGUGUUUUCAAGGAGUUCCACGUGAAGUAUUAAAACACAGAUGUGGCGGUAGAAUGAAAACUAGAAGGUAUAAUUCUAAAUCUGUUUCAUGUUGUUCUCCUCUUUUACGAGAAGACAUCCCACUCUGCUCUUUUUCCCGACGCCUGUCUUUCUGCAAUAUGGAGUUGUGUGGGCGGAACAGAGAUGGAGAUGUCUGACUAUAUAGAAGCCCUCGUACAGGACAGCGGACAACAACACCUAUCCGCCCGACUACUGCUCGCCUCUGGCGUGAGGACUUUUAUUUUGAAAAACCGCCCCAGUAUAUAGUUGUGAAAGUUGUAACGUUUACUAGCUGCUAACCUUUCCUGAGAGGAAAGUCGGGUCUUUUAGAUUCGACCAGUUGAGAGUAAUAAUUAUAAAAGCAAUGUUAUAACCCCCCCCCCCCCCCCUCCCAGAACCAGGGCAUUAUCCAUUCACCUUUUUUUAUGAAUUAACUUCAAUAGCAUCACAGUUGUAGCUUCUAUGUUUUGUACAGAAUUUGCUUCAUUUUCUUCCUUUUCCUCUUCUGUAAAUAGCACACCUCUGUAAAUGCUCCUCAGAAGUCUUAUUUAUUAUUUAUUCAUGUCAUGAGCACAUUUCUCCACCAGAGGUCGCAAACUUGCACUGCAGAGAUUAAACGAGCUUCACAGAGAGACUGGAAGGGUUCUCACCUCAAUGCUGCUGAUUAUGAGGAAUGGCAUCCUCGUAAAAUGAAGCAGGAUUUGGUUGAAAUUAUCGGGUCGAGGUUUUAGCGAAGCAAGUGUUCGAUUUUGGGGGAUUCUGAUUGUCGUAUUCUACCAGUAAAAUGUAACUGCUGCUUUCUCCUCUUCUGAAAGACACCGACCAAAAUAGACUCAUUAUUUAGAAAUGACAGAUGUUUCCUCUGCUGUCCCAAAAGUGAGGUAUUAAAGUAGAGUAUAGCGUAAAGAUGCAGUAUAAAGCAUCAGGACGUUUUAUCCCAGCUCUGAUACUUUCAGGUUGGGGGUUUCAACUUUAUUUUUAUUAAGAAGUUCUUUGUAUUUUGUAAUGCCUAAAAUGUCUAGAUUUGUCCAGAUAUGGUAGGUUUGUGGUAAAAAUAUUUUUUUUUUAGAUAUAAAUAUUCCUAUAGUUUUUAGAGCAUGUACAGUGUGGUUAGAUUUUGUAUUCCACUAUUGUCCGUUCUCACAAUAUCCAUAAAUUGUUCGCUGUUUCCUCCAGAUAAGUUCAUUUUGGAUAGAAGACAAUUGCUAAAAUUCAACUAAGUCUGAUUUGUUUCAGGGAUAUUUUUUUAUUUAUUCCUCAGUAAUAUAAAAUAUAGAAUUGGAGAAAAACUGUCUUUCGAAUGUAAAAAAAAGAAAAAAUGACGAUGUUUUUUCUGUUUAUCUAUAUAUAUAUAUAUAUAUAUUCCAUGUUUAUUUAUUUAAAAGACACAGCGUGCUCUGUGCUACGACCAGGAAACAGGGUUUAGAUGUGUUUUUGAAUCGUGUGUAAUGCAAUAACUAUGAACAUAUACAAACGUGUAAAUAUGCUGCGUUAAUGAUCAAAGACACAUUAACAUAAUGUACUCCAAUUGUUAAUGAUGUUGAUAUGUCACACUGCAUUGUUUAUGAAAUUAUUCAUCAACGACAACACAAACAAUCAAAACAAGGACUGUUACUAACAUACAGAGUCGUACAACUCUGACACGCAGUAAAAAUAUAUUAAUGCUAUUAUAUCAUUAUCUAAUUCUGGCUUUAAUGUCUGUAAAUGGAGGCAUUGAGUUUACAAUCUGAGUUAUUCAAGUUCUUUACCAUAAGCGUGUCGUAUAAGGGUAGAAAUGUUACUUUACGUCCCAUAAUUUCCUAAUAAUUUGAUUAUAAAGUUUCCCUGAAAAAAACUUUUUUAAGCCGUUCGAGGAAUUUCUUUUUUUUUACAACUUUUUAUUUAGCAUUUUCCACAAACAGAUUAGUCGAGGAAUUAUUUGUACGCCCUUUUCCACCAGUCAGAAAAGACAUUAAAUGCUAGUUACACAACUACAAUUUAUCAUUAGUCAAAAUAAAAUACUACGCCAAAACUACUAUUAUUGACUUUAUCGCCAUUUUUACUUUGAAUUUACAAUCCUAAUUUUGAUUUACAUUAUUAUACAUCAUCUUUUUAGCCUGUCUACUGUAUACAUAUUAUAAGUACAAAUCUAACUAGGAAAUAAAAUUACACAUUUUACAGAUUUGAUUUUGACUUAUUAUACAUUUGAGUUAUUUAACAUGAAUUCUUUAUAACAUCUGUCUCUCGUUUCCUGGCGGUAGAGUGGGCUUCCAUAAAUCUCUGCUAGAACUGCUAAUACUUUAAUCAAUACGUGACAGAGAUACAUUAAAGUAAAUAUGCUUUUAUUGAUUGGAAACUAUAGCUAACUGAUUCGGAUCCAUAUAAUGUUCCUUUUAUUUUUAUUUUAAUCCCCAAAUUAGCUUAAAUCUAACAGAAAAUGUACACUGGGUUCUCUGUGUCAUCUCUACCAUAUUUCCCGAUUUAAACUUGAUUGCGUAACAUAUUUGGAAUAACACGCAUGUAUUUUGAAAUUGGGCAUAGUUCCUCCUUUUUUAAACUAGAGUAGCAAUUAUUAAUUGGAUUGGAUCUUUGUUUUCAUAUAAUUAUUUCAAACUGCAUACGUUUCCCAGGGAGAAAUUGUUAGGAAGUCAUGGGACCAAAUAAAUAAAAAUGCAUCUCUUUAAAAUCCCCAAAAUGCUGACAGCUGAAAAUACACACUAAAAAAUGAAGUUUCAAAACAUCAACAUUUGGUGUUUUUGACCUUAAACUCAAACCAAUGCGUACCGGAAUCUCAUUUUCAGCUUGGUAAGAUACAUAUAUUUACUUUAUAUCAUACAAUAUGCUAUAUAUAGAAAAAACACUGGUGUCAAGGCAUCAAUCAUCCUUUAAUGUGUUGACGUAUUAGCAGUAUCUUUAUAACCCAGGUGUUUUUUUUCAGUGUGUCAUAUACAUCAGAAAAUAUCUGUAUCAUGCACUUUAACCGUUGAACAAUUUAUGUGACAGAUUAUUUGGUUGACUGCAUUCUGUGCUGCUAUUGGCUGCGCGUACCUCGCACAGGGUACCGUGUGACUAACCAAACUACCACAAAGGCAUCUUGGAGAGGAGAUUUCUAAAUAAUUUGUGAUAUUCACAUGGGUGAUAUUGCUGAUGUAAAAAAUGUAUAUAGAUAUGUGAAAAUGUAUUUAUAUAUUUUUUGUCUCUCUAUAUAUGUUGAAUAUAUUUUCAUAGAUCCUAGGUCUCUCUUGUGCCCCCCUUUGAUGUGUUUGAGACCUCUGAAGAUAUUGUCCUUUGUUUACUCGCAUGGAGAUAUUUAAAUAUAAUAAAUUAUUUAUGGUAAAUCUUUACGUACUUUGGGAUGAGUUUUCGGUGGCACUGGAUUUAGUCCGAACUGGAUAUCCUAGAUGACUGCAUGCCGUUGCUAGCGUAGGAUGUAAGAGAUGGAGAGUGUUUGCAGACGAUACGUUGCUCUACGCAUCCGAGCUUUAUUUACCUCUUCGUACACAGGAAACCUUUCAGCAGAGUGCUUUACUUUGUGUUUCGAUGUUUCAAAUGUCAGUUUAGAGAUGAUUUUGCUACCUGAGCAUUAAUAAAGUCUUUGCUUAAGGUAACACAA